Molecule: messenger RNA, 934 nt
Organism: Carassius carassius (crucian carp)
Lineage: Eukaryota; Metazoa; Chordata; Actinopteri; Cypriniformes; Cyprinidae
Product: aquaporin-9-like
Exons: 6
Coding region: 22-891 (289 amino acids)
Biological process (GO): glycerol transmembrane transport; water transport
Cellular component (GO): basolateral plasma membrane; plasma membrane
Molecular function (GO): water channel activity; urea transmembrane transporter activity; glycerol channel activity
Source: RefSeq, a predicted model, not a curated record
AUCUUAGCUGUCGGGGAAAGUAUGGAGCUCGAAAACUUAAGAAAUUUGAGGGAGAGAUGCAGCGUGAGGCGGGACAUCGUCAGAGAGUUUCUGGCUGAAUUACUGGGGACAUUCGUAUUGAUACUCUUUGGUUGUGGUUCAGUGGCCCAGACUAUUCUCAGCAGAGAAAAACAAGGAGAAAAUCUCACCAUCCACUUUGGAUUUACUCUAGGGGUGAUGCUGGCCGUGUACAUGGCGGGAGGAGUGUCAGGUGGACAUGUAAACCCAGCUGUUUCUCUGGCUAUGGUUGUCUUGGGGAAACUCCCAUUAAAGAAAUUUCCUGUCUAUGUCGUAGCCCAAUUUCUAGGUGCCUUUUUGGGGUCUUGUGCUGUCUUCUGUCUGUACUACGGUGCCUUUGCAAAUUUUGCUGACGGAAAACGGAUUGUAAUUGGUGAAAAUGCCACAGCAGGUAUCUUUGCCUCAUAUCCACAUGAAGAUCUUUCAUUGUUAAAUGGAUUAAUUGAUCAGGUGAUUGGCACAGGUGCCCUGGUCCUUUGCAUUUUAGCCAUUGUAGAUAACAAGAAUAUUGGGGCCCCUAAAGGAAUGGAGCCACUGGUUAUUGGUCUGAGCAUCCUGGCUAUUGGAGUGUCCAUGGCGCUGAACUGUGGCUAUCCCAUCAACCCUGCCAGAGAUUUGGGACCUCGUCUCUUCACUGCUAUGGCAGGAUGGGGACUAGAUGUGUUCAGGGCUGGAAAUUGUUGGUGGUGGGUUCCAGUGGUCGGGCCGAUGAUGGGUGGUGUGGUUGGGGCAAUGAUCUACUUCCUGAUGAUUGAGCUGCACCACCCAGAGCCUGAGAAGAACCUUGAAGAUGACAACAGCAUCAAAGAUAAUGAAUUGAACACUGUAAACUAGAAGGAGAGGGAAAGUGUGGGAUCUUUUCCUUCACCAUAGGCCU